CACAGCCCACACACUAAACCUCUAGCUCCCACCUCCAACUCCCAGCAUCUGGCUCUCCGCCUCCUGACCUCCUGCUCCUGCUCUCCAUUCCCAGCUCCAAAACUUGGUGCUUGUCCUCCAUGGCGCUGGCUCUGAUGCUGGCCUUCCUGGUCCUCACUGUCGGCAGCAGAGGCAUCCAAGGUAGUGACAGUGGAGCUCUCGACUGCUGCCUCAAGUACAGUCAGAAGAAGAUUCCAGCCUCUAUUGUCCGAACCUACAGGCGGCAGGAACUCAACCAGGGAUGCUCCAUCCCCGCCAUAAUAUUUAGUCCUUGGAAAAAAUCACAGGCAGAUCUGUGUGCUGACCCCACCGUGCAAUGGGUACAAGACCUGGUGAAGCGGCUUGACGAGCAUGGAGGAACCCUGCCAAAACCCCGCAAGAAUCCUUGCAAAAAGGAUAAAGGAUCCUCCAAGUCAGGCAAGAAAGGCCGAGACACCAGAGGCUGCAAGAGGACUGAGCCCAGGACCACAGGCCCCCAAAGAACAGCUACCCAGUGAUAGCCUCAAAGACUCCAUUGUCCCCUAGUCCCAUCAUUGCCUUCCUUUUAGGAUCUGAGUCACAAUUUCCACAUCAUAGAAAAGAACCAGAUGUGACUUCUGGUUCUUGUUCCAUGUCUGCCUGGCUCAACCCAGAGACAUCCUCUUUUAUGCUUUGAUUUUUCUAUCCAUGCUCUCAAGUCCUGGAGCUGCAGAAUUGUUAUAUGACUUCCCAGAGUGAGGUAGAGGAGUGAGGGAUUGACCCAGUCCUUCCUGGGAAAGGUCUUCCCAGUUUUGUCCCCUCCCCAACCUUGGGACCUGACUCUGGUCCCUGUGCCUGCCCUUGCCCUUUUCCCCAUAGCCCAUCCCUGCUAAGAGGCAAAACUUGGCAUGUCUCUUCCCGCAUUGUAAAUAUUUUCUGUAUCUAGACUCAAUAAAAUGUUUGAAUCCCCCAGUUUACAACUA
Messenger RNA from Monodelphis domestica (gray short-tailed opossum), 980 nucleotides. It is a transcript of the gene CCL21, whose product is annotated as C-C motif chemokine ligand 21. Lineage: Eukaryota; Metazoa; Chordata; Mammalia; Didelphimorphia; Didelphidae. Gene Ontology annotation, molecular function: chemokine activity; CCR chemokine receptor binding. Gene Ontology annotation, cellular component: extracellular region. Gene Ontology annotation, biological process: positive regulation of cell migration; chemokine-mediated signaling pathway; antimicrobial humoral immune response mediated by antimicrobial peptide. The record is from RefSeq and is a predicted model, not a curated record.